UUUCAGUGUUGCCGGAACGUGUCAGUGUCCGUGCAGCUGUAAGAGUCUUUGUUAUCGAUUAAGUCACUGGAAUACAAAUUACAAAAUUGAACAAAAAUGCACCAACUAACUGAUCAAAUGGUAUCCGGAUUGAAAAAUUAUAAGUACUCGUGUGUGGACAAUUCACCUUUUUCAAUAUAUGUUAUGCAUCCCUUCUGGAAUUGGUUGGCAAAUUUUUACCCUGUUUGGCUAGCUCCAAACCUCAUAACAUUCACUGGUUUCCUUCUGACUGUGGCCCAUUAUCUCCUAUUGUGCUGCUAUAAUCCCACUUUCUUCUCAACAGUCAAUGUUCCUACUUGGGUUUGGCUCGUUACCGCUUUCCUUGUAUUCAUUGCCCAUACUUUAGAUGGUACAGAUGGAAAACAGGCUCGUCGAACUAGGUCAUCAUCGGCUCUUGGCGAAUUAUUUGACCAUGGUUGCGAUUCGUGGGUGUGUCUUUUUCUUGCUGGAUCAAUGUUCUCAUUGCUAGGUAAUAUUUAUACUGUAAGAGAAAUGUUUAUGGGGCAGUGGGUAUUAAUUAUCACUUUUCUUCUAUCCCAUUGGGAAAAAUACAUUACGGGCACCUUAUUUCUACCUUGGACGUUCGAUGCAAGUCAAAUAAUGGUUGCUCUGGUCUUCUUACUCGCCUAUUGGCGAUCACCUACUAUUUUUAUGAAGCCACUUUUAUUUGGUUGGUCAAGUGCAUCUAUUUUCAAAUUCACACUCUUUUCUUCAUUUUAUUUUGUUCAUAUACCAAUUACAUUAUGGAAUAUUAUAAGAACUUGUCCAAAUAAACAACCAUGGCAUCGUGGUCUUGGAUUAUGGGGUAUAGUUAGACCUCUUAUACCUGCAGGACUACUUAUAUUUAGUUCAUAUAUAUGGGCUUAUUAUUCACCAUCAAAUUUAUUGGAAAAAAAUACACGUACAUUUUUAUUUUGUUGUGGAACAAUUGCUUCAAAUGUAACAUGUCGUUUGAUCGUCGCGCAAUUAUGUCAUGUCCCAGCGCCAUUGCACAACAAAGAAGUUUAUUUAUAUUCAAUAAUUACCGUUGUUAUAUGUUUCAUUCUUCCAAUAAAUAAGGAUACGUCUAUUGAGUGUAUCGUCCUUCAUUUAAUAACGAGUUUUGUUACAUUGGAUCAUCUUUAUUAUGCUUAUCAAGUGGUAAAUGAAAUUUCAUCAUGUCUUUAUAUAAAAGUGUUCAGUAUUACUCAUUAA
Schistosoma intercalatum is the source of this 1233-nucleotide messenger RNA. The record is from the annotation of a GenBank genome assembly. NCBI's taxonomy places the organism in Eukaryota, Metazoa, Platyhelminthes, Trematoda, Strigeidida, Schistosomatidae.